Sciurus carolinensis (gray squirrel) is the source of this 1955-nucleotide messenger RNA. RefSeq names its product homeobox B8 (gene Hoxb8). NCBI's taxonomy places the organism in Eukaryota, Metazoa, Chordata, Mammalia, Rodentia, Sciuridae. Gene Ontology annotation, biological process: regulation of transcription by RNA polymerase II. Gene Ontology annotation, cellular component: nucleus. Gene Ontology annotation, molecular function: RNA polymerase II transcription regulatory region sequence-specific DNA binding; DNA-binding transcription factor activity, RNA polymerase II-specific. Bases 375 to 1106 code for a protein of 243 amino acids. The transcript is spliced from 4 exons. The record is from RefSeq and is a predicted model, not a curated record.
GAUCAGGUCAGGUGAGAGGGACUAACCGGCAGAAGAGGGUCGGAUGGAGAGGAAGCUGCCAGAAGGCGGACUGUCCACCCUGGCUGGAGAGGGAAACUGCUCUCUCUCUCGCUCGCUCUCUCUCGCUUUCACCCUCGCUCUGCGUUCUGUCCGGGAGGAGUACGGAGAAGCCAAUAGGAUGCGGGGUCUCUAAUGGAUGCAAAUGAUCAUGAAAAGACAGUGCAAAAUAUGAAACAACUCAUUUGCAGGGAAGUAAAUCACCGAAAACUGUUUAUGAACUGGCAUCCCUUCUUCGAAAUGUAAAGCGAGGACCUCUUUAAGUGGCGCCCCCAACUACAGCCUCCGCCGCCGCCGCCGCCUCAAAAUUCAAUAAAAUGAGCUCUUAUUUCGUCAACUCACUGUUCUCCAAAUACAAAACCGGGGAGUCCCUGCGCCCCAAUUAUUAUGACUGCGGCUUCGCCCAGGACCUGGGCGGCCGACCCACCGUGGUGUACGGUCCCAGCAGCGGCGGCAGCUUCCAACACCCGUCGCAAAUCCAGGAGUUCUACCACGGGCCAUCGUCGCUGUCCACGGCUCCCUACCAGCAGAACCCGUGCGCCGUGGCGUGCCAUGGGGACCCGGGCAACUUCUACGGCUACGACCCGCUGCAGCGCCAGAGCCUAUUCGGUGCGCAAGAUCCAGACCUGGUGCAGUACGCAGACUGCAAGCUCGCCGCCGCCAGCGGCCUGGGAGAGGAGGCCGAGGGCUCAGAGCAGAGCCCGUCGCCCACACAGCUCUUCCCCUGGAUGCGCCCGCAAGCAGCCGCCGGACGCAGGCGAGGCCGACAGACCUACAGCCGCUACCAGACCCUGGAGCUGGAGAAGGAGUUCCUAUUUAAUCCCUAUCUGACUCGCAAGCGGCGGAUCGAGGUAUCGCAUGCGCUGGGACUGACAGAGAGACAGGUCAAAAUCUGGUUCCAGAACCGGAGGAUGAAGUGGAAAAAAGAGAACAACAAAGACAAGUUCCCCAGCAGCAAAUGCGAGCAGGAGGAGCUGGAGAAACAGAAGCUGGAGAGGGUCCCGGAGGCGGCGGACGAGGGCGACGCGCAGAAGGGUGACAAGAAGUAGGCUCCAGCUGGGACUACCAGGGCCGCGGCCGCCCUCAAGUCCGCGGGUCCCCCCACGCCACCGCCGCCGCCGCCGCCGCCUGCCCCCGCCUCAGAGAGCUCUGGCCCUGCGAGCGGGGCCAGGAGCUGGGCCUCCCACCGCAGCGUCCCCUGCCGCGCCAGUCCCCGCUAGUGGUAGUAUCUCGUAAUAGCUUCUGUGUGUGAGCUACCGUGGAUCUCCUUCCCUUCUCUUGGGGGCCGGGGAAAAAAAAAGAAAAGGAUUUUAAGCAAGGACACCCUCGCCCUGCGAGGGUGAGCGGCCGCGGCCCGACUGAAGCCCCACGCCCCCGCCCCGUGUAAAAAGCCUCCUUGUGCAAUGGUCUUUAUUUCCUUUGAACGUGCUUCUUUGUAAUGACCGAGGUACUGAUUUCUGCUAAGUUCUCCCAACAACAUGAAACUGCCUAUUCACGCCGUAAUUCUUUCUGUCUCCCUCCCUUUCUCUCUCUCUCUCUCUGUCUCUCUCUCUCUCUCUCUCUCUUUCUCUCUCUCUCCCGUCUCUCGCCGCGUCCUCAUUUUCCCUCCCAACCCCUCUCUCCCUGCUGCCCUGCCUAGCUCGCUGGCUUUCUCUCUUGCUUCUCUCUUUUCCUCCCCACCCCCUUUGGUUUGACAAUUUUGUCUUAAGUGUUUCUCAAAAGAGAUUACUUUAGUUAGCAUGCGCGCUGUGGGCAAUUGUUAAAAGUGUUCUUAGGUUUACUGUGAAGAGAAUGUAUCCUGUAUCCGUGAAUUGCUUUAUGGGGGGGAGGGAGGGCUAAUUAUAUAUUUUGUUGUUCCUCUAUACUUUGUUCUGUUGUCUGCGCCUGAAAAGGGCGGA